This is a messenger RNA of Nicrophorus vespilloides, 1083 nucleotides long. RefSeq names its product phosphoglycerate mutase 2. Gene Ontology annotation, biological process: glycolytic process. Gene Ontology annotation, molecular function: intramolecular phosphotransferase activity. The transcript is spliced from 4 exons. NCBI's taxonomy places the organism in Eukaryota, Metazoa, Arthropoda, Insecta, Coleoptera, Silphidae. The record is from RefSeq and is a predicted model, not a curated record. Bases 200 to 970 code for a protein of 256 amino acids.
UCCGUUAGGGAUUUUCAAAAAACUGCAAAGUUUGAAUAACAAAAGGCAGAGAAAAUUUGAAAAUAACAGAUUUGUAACCUAUAAGUAUUGCUGCUACGCAUUCCGGAUAGUAUUAUCAAAAUAGAUUCGCGUAGAUUGAUCAGUCAAAUUCAAAGUGUCGGCAAGUUCACAUCGUUCGAAGAUCCAAAGAGUAUUGAAAAUGGCCCAAUACACUAUUGUAAUGGUUCGCCAUGGCGAGUCCGAGUGGAAUCAGAAGAAUUUAUUCUGCGGCUGGUUCGACGCGAAACUUAGUGAACAAGGUCAACAGGAAGCGAAGAGUGCUGGUGUUGCUUUGAAGAAUGCUAACAUUAAGUUCGAUAAAGUCUUCACCUCUGUUCUGCUCAGGGCUCAAAUGACUGCAAACUCCAUUAUGACUGAGCUCGGGCAAAAAGAUAUUCCAGUUGAAGCUAACUGGAGAUUGAAUGAGCGUCAUUAUGGUGCAUUGACUGGCUUGAAUAAGGCAGACACUGCUGCUAAGUAUGGCAAUGAACAAGUUGCUAUUUGGAGAAGAAGCUUUGAUGUGCCUCCACCACCAAUGGAAAAAGACCACCCUUACUAUGAUAAUAUUGUUAAAGAUGAGCGCUAUGCCAAGGAUCUUAAAGAAGAGGAAUUCCCAGCUUGCGAGUCGUUGAAGCUUACAAUUCAACGCACCCUUCCCUUCUGGAAUGAUACCAUUGUGCCAGAGAUUAAGAAGGGCAGUCAGAUUCUCAUUGCUGCUCAUGGCAACAGCUUACGUGGAAUUGUCAAGCACUUAGAUAAAAUGUCUGAUGAGGACAUCAUGGGAUUGAAUUUACCUACUGGUAUACCAUUCACCUAUACUUUGGAUGCUGAUUUAAACCCAAUUCCUGGUGGCAGUAUGAAAUUCCUGGGAGACCCAGAGACUGUAAAGAAGGCAAUGGAAGCUGUUGCCAAUCAAGGAAAGAGCAAGUAAUUGUUUGUAAAAGGAACAUUGCUUGAACUGAUAACAGUUCAGUUACAUAUUUAUACUACUUGUUUUGAAAUAUUGAAAAUAAUAAACCUCAAUAGCUCAUUUAAUAUUUAUAC